Molecule: messenger RNA, 1307 nt
Organism: Canis lupus familiaris (dog)
Lineage: Eukaryota; Metazoa; Chordata; Mammalia; Carnivora; Canidae
Gene: NAGK
Product: N-acetylglucosamine kinase
Exons: 10
Coding region: 133-1167 (344 amino acids)
Molecular function (GO): N-acetylglucosamine kinase activity
Source: RefSeq, a predicted model, not a curated record
UCCCCUUCUCGCUCGUGGGCUUGGGAUCCCUUCGGCCCUGAGGCGGCGGCGUCCAGAGGUGCGCGGCGCUCGGCCUGCGGGCACCCGCCGUCGGCGAGUCAGCGGGAGGGCGGCGGCUGCGGCGGCCUGGGCAUGGCGGCGCUCUACGGGGGCGUGGAGGGGGGAGGCUCACGGUCCAAGGUCCUUUUACUCUCAGAGGAUGGGCAGAUCCUGGCAGAAGCAGAUGGACUCAGCACAAACCACUGGCUAAUCGGGACAGACAAGUGUGUGGAGAGAAUCAACGAGAUGGUGAACAGGGCCAAACUGGAAGCAGGGUUGGAUCCUCUGGUCCCUCUACGAAGCUUGGGCCUGUCCCUGAGUGGUGGGGUACAGGAGGACGCAUUGAGGAUCCUGAUGGAGGAGCUGAGGGACCGGUUUCCCCACCUGAGUGAAAACUACUUAAUCACCACUGACGCCGCUGGCUCCAUCGCCACAGCUACGCAGGAUGGUGGGAUCGUGCUCAUCUCUGGAACAGGCUCCAACUGCAGGCUCAUCAACCCUGAUGGCUCUGAGAGUGGCUGUGGUGGCUGGGGCCACAUGAUGGGGGACGAGGGCUCAGCCUACUGGAUUGCACACCAAGCAGUGAAAAUAGUGUUCGACUCUAUCGACAACCUAGAGGCAGCUCCUCAUGACAUUGGCUACAUCAAACAGGCGAUGUUCAACUAUUUCCAGGUGCCAGAUCGGCUAGGAAUCCUCACCCACCUGUAUAGGGACUUUGAUAAAUGCCGCUUUGCUGGGUUUUGCCAGAAAAUUGCAGAAGGUGCUCAGCAGGGAGAUCCCCUUUGCCGGUUUAUCUUCAGGAAGGCUGGGGAGAUGCUGGGCAGGCACGUGGUAGCAGUGCUGCCGGAGAUUGACCCGGUCUUGUUCCAGGGGGAGCUGGGCCUCCCCAUCCUGUGUGUGGGCUCUGUGUGGAAGAGCUGGGAGCUGCUGAGGGAAGGUUUCCUUCUGGCGCUGACCCAGGGCCGAGAGAUCCAGGCCCAGAACUCCUUCUCCAGCUUCACCCUGAUGAAGCUGCAACACUCAUCUGCCCUGGGUGGGGCCAGCCUCGGGGCCAGGCACAUCGGGCACCUCCUCCCCAUGGACUACACUGCCAAUGCCGUUGCCUUCUACUCCCACACCUUCUCUUAGGGCCUGGCCCUGGCUCCACGUCUCCAAACCCAUUGGACACUGGGUGCUGGAAAGGAGGAGGCUUUUUUUCCUUCUCCUUUUUUUUUAAAAAAAUGGAAAACACAUAUAAAAGAAAAUAAAUGCACUUUAUCUACUUUUCA